Molecule: messenger RNA, 1212 nt
Organism: Closterium sp. NIES-65
Lineage: Eukaryota; Viridiplantae; Streptophyta; Zygnematophyceae; Desmidiales; Closteriaceae
Source: the annotation of a GenBank genome assembly
AUGCCCAUUCGGGAAAUCACCCCAUCUCGCUCUUCCCUCAUCUAUCGCCUUUCCCUCUCACUCCUCGCUUCCGUUCUCUCACCAUUGCCUUGCCUUGCUUCUUCUCACUCGCCUACACCCCCCUCUUCCUGCCUCACCACCUCACCGCUCUCCCCUCUUUGUAUUCCCCUUCUCCAUGCCCCCGCCUCUCAUCCCUCCGUGACAGGGGCGCACACGAGAAGGCUGGGAGGAGGGCUGCUGCGGAGGGAGGCAGCUGGUGGUGCUGCAGCUGCCUUGAGCUCGCCCGCACGCCACCAGCUAAGUGCAGGUCCCCUCUCAGGUGCAGGUCCCCUCUCAGGUGCAGGUCCCCCCUCAGGUGCAGGUCCCCUCUCAGGUGCAGGUCCCCUCUCAGGUGCAGGUCCCCCCUCAGGUGCAGGUCCCCUCUCAGGUGCAGGUCCCCUCUCAGGUGCAGGUCCCCCCCUCAGUGGCGCUCUUUCACAUUUGGCAGUUCCGGUCUCUGCCUUGUGGUGUGCCCAGGCCAUGCAUACUGACCACUGCCGUGUGUGCUCAUUGCAGGUGGAGGGGAGGGGCGCUGGGGUCAACACCGACGCUUCCCCACGCCCCUCCCCUGUGGCCGUGCAGGAGGGAGGGAGGGAGGCAGCAGUGCAGCAUGGCAAUUGCGCUGCCUCAAGGGAGAGUAUUGGCGUGGGCUUGGCCCUUCAAGGUUCCUUUGAUGGUCCGUGGCUUGUGAUCCUUCCCUCCACCAGUGGCCCCUUCCCUCCACUUCCCUGCGUUUGGAGGGGCGAGUGGGUCGACGCCAACACUCCCCCACGCCCCUCCCUUGUGGCCGUGCAGGUACCCAUGGGGAUGGGAGGGCGGCAGCACUGCAGCAGCUUGCUGGUGCCACAAGGGAGAGUAUUGGGGUGGGCUGGCCUCUCAAGCUUAUGCGCUGAAGGUGGGAGCACUGGAGCAAGGGCGGGAGAGUGGAGUCCACCCUCUCACUCACCUCCUCCUCUCUCCUUCUCCCUUCCCUCCCAGCAGCACCCUGCCUGGACCACUGUGGAGUUCGGCCGUCCCCGAAACCCCCCCCUCCCACUUCCCAGCAGCCUCAGCAUCAUGGCGCCCUGCAAGGCUGUGGUAAGUGGAGGGGCACAAUCCUCAGGGGUUGUGUCUUGUGGUGGUGGGAGUGUGGUGGGUGGAAUCUUCGCGGCACGGCACUCGGUGCUCAAGUAA